GCGCAUUGCACUUUUUCCCCCUUUCAGGAACACGUUCGAGCCCGCGGCAGGGGGCGGGGUCGCGCCUCCUCCGCGGCUCCGGUUCCAGCCGAGCCCCACGGACGCGAAGAUGGAAAUCCCGAGGACACUCCCUGCUCGUGGGCCUCGACAGGGCGGCGGCGCCGGCGGCCCCUCGGGUGGCGGCCGGGUCCACCGAGGCCCCGACCCGGGAGCCGGCCAGGCCCGGGCGCGCCGCCUCCUGCUGCUCGGGGGCCCCCAAGAUGGCGGUCCGGGGCGGCGGCGCGAGGAGGCCCGCGCGGCGACACCCGGCUCCGGCCCCAGCCCGGGGGCUCUGCGGAGGCCGGAUCGCGCCGGCGGCGGCGGCGGCGGCGACGGCGACGACUUCUUCCUGGUGCUGCUGGACCCGGUGGGUGGCGACCUGGAGGCGGCGGGCGCAGGCCCGGCCGCAGGGCCCGUGUGGAGGGAGGACGCGGAGCCGGGCCCGCGGCCUCCGGGGGGAGACGGCGGCGCGAGUGUCGCGGGCCGCGCCGCCCCGGGGCCUCGCUGCCUGUCCGCGGCCCCAGCGCGGGCGCUAGCUCCGGCCCGGGCCCCCGCCUCGGCCCCAGCCCCGGCCGCGGCCUUCGCGGGCACCGUCACCAUCCACAACCAGGACCUGCUGCUGCACUUCGAGAACGGGGUUCUCACCCUUGCCACGCCCCCGCCUCCUGCCUGGGAACCGGGGGUCGCUCCUGCCCCGCAGCCCGGGGUUCUCAUCGCUCCACAGGUGGGGGAACUCCAGGCCUCGCAACCAGGCGACUGCCCCGAGCAGCCGCCGGACCUCCUGCUGGCUGAGCCGGCUGAACUAGCCCCAGUGCAGGCACCGGAGCAGGAGGGCGAGGCGGAGGGCCCGCUGCCCGACAGCCCCCCUGGGCCUCUGGGCGCAGGCCCCGGUGUGGUGCUGUACCUGUGCCCCGAGGCGCAGUGCGGACAGACCUUCACCAAGAAGCACCAGCUGAAGGUGCACCUGCUGACGCACAGCAGCAGCCAGGGCCAGCGCCCCUUCAAGUGCCCCCUGAGUGGCUGCGGCUGGACCUUCACCACCUCCUACAAGCUCAAGAGGCACCUGCAGUCCCACGACAAACUGCGGCCCUUUGGCUGCCCGGCGGAAGGUUGUGGCAAGAGCUUCACCACCAUAUAUAACCUCAAGGCUCACAUGAAGGGCCACGAGCAGGAGAACUCCUUCAAAUGUGAUGUGUGCGAGGAUUGCUUCCCCACGCAGGCCAAGCUCAGUGCCCACCAGCGCACCCACUUUGAACCAGAGAGGCCCUACCAGUGUGCGUUUUCUGGCUGCAAGAAGACCUUUAUCACAGUGAGUGCCCUGUUUUCCCAUAACCGUGCUCACUUUCGGGAACAGGAACUCUUUUCCUGCUCUUUUCCUGGCUGCAGCAAACAGUACGACAAGGCUUGUCGGCUGAAAAUUCACCUGCGGAGCCACACCGGUGAGAGACCGUUCCUUUGUGACUUUGAUGGCUGUGGCUGGAAUUUCACCAGCAUGUCCAAACUCUUAAGGCACAAAAGGAAGCACGAUGAUGACCGUAGGUUCAUGUGCCCUGUGGAAGGCUGUGGUAAAUCUUUCACGAGGGCUGAGCAUCUGAAAGGCCACAGCAUAACCCACCUGGGCACAAAGCCUUUCGUGUGUCCUGUGGAAGGCUGCUGUGCCAGGUUCUCUGCUCGCAGCAGUCUCUACAUUCACUCCAAGAAACACUUGCAGGAUGUGGACACUUGGAAAAGCCGUUGCCCAGUCUCCAGCUGUAAUAAACUCUUCACAUCCAAGCACAGCAUGAAGACCCACAUGGCCAAAAGGCACAAUCUUGGCCAGGAGCUCUUAGCUCAGCUGGAAGCUUCAAAUUCUCUUACACCUAGCAGUGAACUUACCAGCCAGGGACAGAGUGAUUUCAGUGAUGCAGAGCUAGUGUCCCUCUUCUCUGAUGUGCCUGGCAGUAGUUCUGCUGCAGUACUGGACACAGCAUUGGUGAACUCUGGAAUCUUGACUAUUGAUGUGGCCUCUGUGAGCUCAACUCUGGCAGGGAACCUCCCUGAUAAUAAUAAUAAUAAUAAUGCUUUAGGGCAGACUGUGGACCCUCGGGCCUUGAUGGCCACCAGUGACCUUCCUCAAAGCCUGGAUACUUCCCUGUUUUUCGGGACAACAGCUGCAGGUUUUCAGCAGAGCUCCUUAGAGGUGGAUGAUGCCUCGAAUCUAAGUGCAGGGCCUUUGGGGACUCUGGGCUCUUUGACUAUGAAAAGCUCCAGUCAGGAACCCCAGGCCCUGACCCCUAGCAGUAAGCUAAUGGUAGACACAGAUGCUCUGACUCCUCCAAGUACCCUUUGUGAAAACAGUGUCUCAGAACUACUGAUGCCAACCAAAGCAGAAUGGAACUUACAUCCCGACUCUGCCUUCUUUGGACAGGAGGAAGAAACCCAGUUUGCGUUCACCAGCCCAGCAGGAAACCACGUUUCUCAGAAAGAAACAGAUCUUAUCACGGUGACUGGAAGCUCAUUUUUGGUAUGAACCAUUCAUUCCUCACCUCUUGUAUUAAUUGGCCUCAAUUUUAUGGAUAUCCUGGACCGAAAUAUCUAUGAGAAAUGCAGUCAUUUUCUCAUAGCUUGAAAAAGAUCAGAGCCCUGGGAAACAAGUUUGGCGAUGUAAAUUCUGAUCUAGUGUUGGGAACUUUUAAGUUGAGUUGGUGACCCUGAGCAAGUCACUUAAAUCUUGUCUGAGCCUUAAUUUCCUUAUUUAUAAAAUGAGGUGUCCCUGAAUAGACCACUCCUAAUCUAUAAUGUACCUAUAGGUUGUGUCUUUCCAGCUCUGUAUUCUCAUGACUUUGUGCUCUUUCUUUUUCAAGGACUUUAUUAGGCAUUUUACAGUGAUUAACUAUUGCAUGUGCUUCUAAUGUAAUGAAAAGUGCAUUGAAAGGUAAUGGUAAGAGAACAUGGAACGGGUAUUUUAAAAAAUGAAAAUUUUAGCACAGUGCCAAAAGAGUUCUACAAUCACUUUGUGGCACUUAAAGAAAGCCAAGAGUUCUUUAAACUGAUUUUCUUUUUAGCCUCUGUUUUGAUGGAAUGUUUUGUGCUUUGGGUGCAAAGUGUCAGGUUUUGAUAUGUCACAGACCCAGAGUGAAAUAUUGAUGUUUCUGGUGUAAGUGGCCUUAAGUAAGUUACUUCAUCGCAUUACGCCUCAGUUCUCAGGCUGUAAAACAGUCACUGUAAUGUAAAGAUACCUGGUACAUCUUAAGGCAUUUUUUUCCUCUACUGGUAGUUAACUUUUGGAGAGAAAAUGUGGUGUUUCAGCAUGUUUUGGUGAAAUUUUAGUCACCUUUCCUGCCCCUCCUUUUCUGAUUUAAAGAGGUAUACUUUAAAAUCACACGUGUGCAUUUGGUUUAGGAAGCAGUGAAGGGGAUCUCAUCCACAGAUUAUGAAGGAUUUUUUUUUUCUGCACAAAGGUUAAGUGCACCAGACCAAAUUAUAAUGCCUUUGGUCUGCAGUCAAAGCCAGCCCUGGUGAGACUAAUAUAGAGCCUGGUUGGGGUUUCAAGAAAAUCUGGGAACGAAAGAGAGUAAAGUUUUUCUUUUUCCUGUGCCCAUUUCUCACUGCUUGUCUACUGCCAGAGUUGGAAUGAGAGGUUUUGUCUGCAUCGUGAGUAAAUAUUUUGUCUCUUCACACGAUCAAAACAUUUUGCAGCUUCUGUGGCACUUUUAUAGCAUUACACUUCAUCUCCACGGUUUUGGAAAUAGUUAUGGCAGAGUUUUAGCUAUAAACCAUUUUAAAAUUUAACUCUUCUUUUUUAGGUGAAUUUUAUUUUGCACGCACACACAUACACUCAUGUAUACACAGAAACCCUUAUAUAAGCAAAGAAAGUUUUUUCACCUCUCCAGUUUAGUUAUUCUGAUUGUCUUGAUCACCUUAUUUUAUAACCAGUUGUUCUAUUCCACCUCAAUUAAUGUCUGCUUUCUUCUUCCAGCUUUGCUCCCUCCCCAAUAUGUUCUUUUGCAUGUGCAUGCUAGUUCUUAUCUUGAUUGUUUUAGAACUUUAAUUUUAAAGGUUGUCUUUGUGGUCUCCAUCUCUUACAGCAUCUCUUCAUGUCCCCUUUUUUCAGUCAAACUAUCUAUUGCAAUUCUGAGUAUUUCCUAAUAAAUUACUUUCUCUAUUUAGAUGUCAGUGUAUUUGUAUGUAAAACAAAUGAUAUCAGGGUGGUUUUGUUUUGUUUUGUGGUGCCAGGGAUAUUUUGGUAAAGCUUUAUUAUGACAUUUACUUUUUUCUAUUUUUUAUACCAUGUAAUUCUGAUAACAAACUGUUGCUCCAAAACAUUCUAACUCAAUACCGCUUGCAUGUGUAUGUUUGUAGAUAGCUAUUAUAGCACUUUCGUACUGCACUUUAUAAUUUGCCACGGUGAAAUUCAUCUGAGCUGCCUUUCACAUUUAGUGGUGAGAAUAUAUGUCAAUUUGUAACCCAAAGCAAAUAUCAGUCUUAUUUUUUUAUUCUUUUAAACAUUUCUGCCUCAGACUUUAUGAAGAAUUUGAGUCCAUUUUCAAAAUUUGUGUGCUAAUUUAAGUCCUCUUAUUAAACUUCUGUUCUUUUCCUUCAAAUUUGAAUACAAAACUGAACAUGCAGUUCAUAGGCAUCUUGUUAGCUGUAUAAUUAUAAUGAUAUCUUAAAAUACUGUCACUUCUUUACUUCCUUAGUCUUUUUUCCUCUCACUGAAACAACAACAACAGCAGCAACAACAAACUAUCAUAAGCCUGUACUGCCCUCAUGAGGAAUUGUCAAAAGACAAAUUUUACUUUUCUUGAAGAUAGAAGUCUUAUAAGUAGUUAUUUCACAAGGUUUCUUCAGUUUAUGUGAAAGAGUUCUCUUUGAAUAACAUUUUCUUAGCACAGUGGUGAAAAUGGCAUGGAAAUACUGUCAGAACUGUGACUGCAAUGCAAUGGUUACUUCUUUUGAUGUUGAUUUAAGUUCACAAUUAUUUCAAACAAUGGGCCUUUAUUUCAUGUGACCUCCUUUGACUUUUUAUCUCAUGGUUUAAGAUUUUGCUCAUUGAAAUCAAAGGACCACAAUGCUCUGAAGGAAGGUUUGCAUACAGAGGACUUGGCCAAACUUGUUUAUCAUGAGCUAGAAUAAGUAAGUCUUAACAUUUUUGCCAUUACUGUAUUAUAUAACUGAAAGCCUGUGGUAGGAGAAGUGGAAUGAUAGAAUAUGAGGUUCACUUCAUUGUCUGUGGAUCAAAUGCUUCACCUUCCCACCCAGGAAAAAUAAAAGAAGACUUUGGUAUAGCAGUGUAUUUAUGUCACUUGUUUUAUUUAAGAUAAAAAAUUUAUUAGUCCUCUUUGAAAAGAAUUUUCAUAAUACCUUAAUUAGUGAUUAUUAAUGAGGUUAUUUAUUUUUUAAGUUUCUAAGAUUUUCUCAGCUCUGUGAUUCCACAAUAAUAUCCUCCAUUCUUUAAAGUAAAUUUUUCAUGAUAACUACAUUUUCAGGCACAUUUUCUGAAAUAUAUAAAUAUGCAUGCCAAUAUAAUAAGUGUCUAUAUACUUUACACCCUACUUCAGCUAUUACCAGUUCACAAAAAAUCUUAUCUAGCAAAUUACCCCUCUUUCUUGUAGUACCAUCUUGGAAUGAUUAAUACAUAUCAUAUUUUUAAACAUAAGUAUUCAAUGUACAGUUAUAUAAGUUAUAGGCACUUGAGGAAAAAACUACGGUUGUUUUAUUAUGUUUUAAAUUAAUAUUAGUUCUUUUUUCUCAGUAAAUAUUUAGUCAGGGUUGCCACCUCUAAUUCUUUUAUAAAUGCUUAUAAAUGUUUCAACAUUUUUAUAAUUUUAAUUUAAAUACUUCUCAUGUUUCCCCCUUUUCUUUCGUGACAUUUUAUUCUAUGAAGAGGCUACUUUCACAGAUAUUAUUUGCCACAUCUUAAAUUUUUCUGAUGACUAUAUCACAGUUUUAUUAAGUUCAUUUUUUUGUUUCCUUGAAGUAAUCUUUGGAUCUAGAGACUGUAUCAUGUUAGAAAAAUGGUUUAGAGGGCAGGGAUGUGUUAUGUUUUCUUAUUGGUUGACAGUGUUAACUAUUCUCUUUGUGAUAAUCACAGUUGCAGCUGAUUGAUUCAUUUAAUUAACCUGUGCAUGUUUUUUGUAACUGAAUGACUAAUAGAGGUGGAAGAAAUGUUUGUUGUCUAUCAUAGUAUAAUAAAAAUAUGCAGUGCUAAAAUAUUUUCUUACAUAUUGAGAGAAUAAGAAAAAAUGAGUUACCAAAUAUAUGUGUUGGCUGUUCUCACCAUUUAUCUUUCUGAUCUUUUCAUUAUGAUGUGUCUUCAUUGUAGUAAUUCCUAGAUAAGACAUUGAAACACAUCAACCACAGUUUGUGUUGGAUAAGUGACCUUGAAUAAAGUAUUCUCAAAAAUCCUCAUUUUCAUAGCUGUUGUGUUCAGAUAUAUCACAUAUAAUAAGUAUACUUAACACACCUUAGCCUUUUCCAGUUUUCAAUAUGCAAGGAAUAUGUGGGUCUGCAUCUUUUUGUUGAAUUUUAUGAUCAUUUUAUUCUCUGCUAUUAUAAAAGAGAUACUUGAAUAAUGUAGGGCAAAUUAGACAUAUAUUUGGGAAUUACCUAUAUGGUAGUUUUAGCAACAUCUGUUCUGUGACUCAUAGGAUAAUUUAACCAACUCACAUUCCAAGUGUAUGUUAGCUAGUGACUGACGUAAAUAACUUAAAAUAAGAAAACAUUGAGGACCUGGAGAGUGGGUAGGGUCUUUACUCCUUGCCUUGCAUAUGUCCAACCCGGGUUUGAUUGCUGGCUUCCCAUAUGGUCACAAAGCCCCACCAAAAGUUUUUCCUAAGCCAGGAGUUAAUGUCUGAGCACCUCUGAGUGUGGCCCGCAACCCCAAACAAAAACACAAGGAAACAUUUCUUCCUUACACCCAUCGAGUUUCUGUGAUUCAUUCCUAUGACAUAAGUAGCUUUUAUUUAACAUUUUAUUUGGUUUCUCUUUAAUUUUACCCCUAUCCACACCAAUGAAUGUACACACCAUUCCUUGCUAUGUAUUAUUAUUGAUUGUUUUUAAUGGAUGAAUCUCUUGCUGGUACUAUCCUCAUGGCCCGUUUUUAAAAAAAUCAUUGCAAUUUUUUAUAACUUACUUUUAUUCAAUAACAUUUGUUGGGUAUACACUCCAAUUCUGUGUGUACACAGGCAUUAUUUUCUGGGCCAACAUAAUACAUGGGUACAUAUGACUCAGAAAAUGAAAGAUUAUUUUUCAUAUUUUAAUGAGAAGUGGAUUUCUGUUUCAGUACUUCCAUUUUCUAAGUUUUUGCCUAAGAAUAACACUACCUAAAACUGUUCUUAUUUGCUCUAGCAUAUAAUUCCAGUAUUGUUUGCAUGUCUGUAAAUAAAAGAACUUUGGCAGUACACCAAAAUUUUUCAUCUUUAAAAUGUUUUUGUACUGUGUGAGGAUCUACUCACAUGCAUUCACACCCACGGACUCACAAAUUUUAAAGUGUAUUAUAUAAUUGUUUUAAAUUUUAAAAACAUGCAUUUUGUAAGUCAGAGAUAUUAAGAAUUUGAUUGUGAAUGUUCAACAGUUCUCAUUUUGGAAUAUUUAUUUUUAUGUUGUGCAUUCAAAAAAAUAGUGUUAUUUCUACCAUAUUAAUGAUUGAAAUGAACACAGUUGUAAACGUCAAAUAAAUUAUGAAAACAAAGGUAAUUUAAUACCACAGCUUCAUUCUUAAUUAAGCUAACUUCCUCUUAAUUAAAAAUAAGCUAAGUAUUUUUCCUAGAAUUUUCAAAGAAACAACCUUUAUCUUUCUCAAAAAAUAAAACCUUUUUAUUGUUCAUGGA
This is a messenger RNA of Sorex araneus (European shrew), 7850 nucleotides long. RefSeq names its product zinc finger X-linked protein ZXDB-like. Gene Ontology annotation, cellular component: nucleus. Gene Ontology annotation, biological process: regulation of transcription by RNA polymerase II. The transcript has 2 exons. Bases 110 to 2548 code for a protein of 812 amino acids. Gene Ontology annotation, molecular function: transcription coregulator activity. The record is from RefSeq and is a predicted model, not a curated record. Lineage: Eukaryota; Metazoa; Chordata; Mammalia; Eulipotyphla; Soricidae.